This is a messenger RNA of Annulohypoxylon maeteangense, 546 nucleotides long. RefSeq lists its product as uncharacterized. The transcript is spliced from 2 exons. Bases 60 to 392 code for a protein of 110 amino acids. The record is from RefSeq and is a predicted model, not a curated record. NCBI's taxonomy places the organism in Eukaryota, Fungi, Ascomycota, Sordariomycetes, Xylariales, Hypoxylaceae.
UCGACUUUUCGAGCAGUUCGUUCAUCUUAGAAGACCUUGACUUGUCAUCGGAACCAACUAUGUCUUCCCAAAGAGCCAACCCCCCCGAUGGCUGGAGUGUAGCCGAUGAGGAUAUGCAAAUUAGCCUCUACUGGGGAGACGUGGGCGAAGGAAAACUCGCAGCAAAUACCGUCGGUCUGAACGCCCCGCAGCCUGUGAUGAUCAAAAGCCGUGACACUGGAGGAGACGCUUACGUCUUCACGUCGGGUGACAAAGUCUAUCUCUGGAACAUGACGAUGGGAAAUGUGUGGCAAUACACGAAGCCCGCCGACCUAGACGGGCUUCUGACUGAGAUGAGAAAGCCGGCAGGGACAAACGAUGUGGAUAUGGAGUUGGUGCAUCAGGUCGUGUAAGCUGAGAUGUCAGUUACAAGAAUAACAACAACAACGAAGAAGGCCUAAAGCGGCAGGUAGUCAUUCAUCUAGACUGUUAGCAAUCUAAGACUGCAACUCUCUCUCUCUCUCUCUCUCGGAACAUACUUUCCAGACUUGUAGUGAGGGGAUUCCA